AUGGCGCGCGCAUCCAUUAUGGCGCGCCCGGCGCUUGCUGCUGCCCAGAGCAAGAAGACUGAGGUCGCCCCUCAGCAGAUGACGAUCCUCAAGUCGGCCAUGCCCCAGCUCAUCCCCUUUUUCUUCGUCAACGAGACCACCAUGGCGUUCGUCCUGCUCCCGACGCUCAUCUAUGUCAUGUCCAAGUACAUUCUGCCCCAGCGCGUCCGCCUCUUCGCGGCCCGCCUGUUCAUCAGCAAGCUAUAGACGGUGCAUACGGAAGGCAUGUGGAGGAUGGAGCAUUGUGUACAAAUAGUCAACAUGUGCUUGUAGACAAUUGAGCGGUUCGAGAACAAUGGAUGGAUACCUUCGCGAUGCGCCCCAUCACAGCCGCUUCUUGGCAUCGGCCGAAGCAUCCUUGCGUGAUAGCGGACAAAAUAAUUGAGAACAACAGCAGGCCCUGGCUGUGUUGAAUCCUCCAGCUCGACCAAUACUUCCUUGGAGCUUCUCAGAACACUAAC
Molecule: messenger RNA, 500 nt
Organism: Paraphaeosphaeria sporulosa
Lineage: Eukaryota; Fungi; Ascomycota; Dothideomycetes; Pleosporales; Didymosphaeriaceae
Exons: 2
Coding region: 1-246 (81 amino acids)
Biological process (GO): proton motive force-driven ATP synthesis
Molecular function (GO): proton transmembrane transporter activity
Source: RefSeq, a predicted model, not a curated record